This is a messenger RNA of Ixodes scapularis (black-legged tick), 2815 nucleotides long. Its product is annotated as THAP domain-containing protein 3-like. Lineage: Eukaryota; Metazoa; Arthropoda; Arachnida; Ixodida; Ixodidae. The record is from RefSeq and is a predicted model, not a curated record. The coding region runs from base 199 to 1092 and encodes 297 amino acids. The transcript has 4 exons.
GACCACUUGGCACGUGACGAAAAGAUGGCAGCGCCCUGUGGGAGUCGAAUGCGUUGAGGGCGUCGAUGUAGUGUGUGGAUUUCGUGUUUUCAGAGUUUUGUGUGCUCUCUCGCGUAGGAAUAACGUGGAGUACGAGGGGAUGAGGCUUUUCGCGUGCAUUCAUUCAGGAUAAGCCAGCUUCGGCCCCGUGCUUCUCGUAUGGGUUCGGAUCAUUUCCGACCUGUGCUCUUCGGACAUCGCUCGGUCGUUCGAGUUCAAAAGAGUUCUAAAGAUUUCGACAGCUCGUCUUGCUCCGUCACUUUGCUAACUGAGACAAACGACCUUAAAAACAAGACCAUGCCGAGUACCUGCGCCGCUAUUGACUGUGCCAACAGGGGUAGCCGGGACUCGGCGAUCUCGUAUCACAGAUUCCCACUGAAUGAUCCGGAACUCCUGAAGGCGUGGAUGGAGAAAAUGCCUUUUCGAGACUGGACGCCCAGUAGGUGGUCCAAAUUGUGCUCAGUGCACUUUGCAGACAACUGCUUCUACCAGCUGAACAAUAAGACAUACCUCAAGCAAGGAAGUGUGCCAACAGUGUUCAGCUCUCCUGCAAGUAAGAGAAAACGGUCACUUCGGAAGCGAUUAAGAUCGCAAUCUGACCAGGCCUCCCUUCUGUGCCAGCAACUGAAGCAAAGACAUAGGUCUAGUUCUCCGGAAAGGCAGCCUGGAUCAACAACCGAGCAGUCAUCCCCAGGAGAGGCCCAUGCCGCCGCUGGUUCUGGAAGUAGUGUAGAGAUGGUUACUUCCCCCUCUUCGGCUACGACGUCAGAGACUCCCCCUGAAGCUGUGUUCAUGCGACACAACACUUCCUCCGGUGACCACUCGUAUGCAGCUGUGUCCCCACGACUGCAGGGGGUCCUCCUGGCCACGGGGAAGCACGAGCUGCAGGAGGUGAGGAAACUGUUGAAACAGGCUAAGAAGGAGACCAGUCGGAAGAUGGCCAGGAUUAGGAAGCUGAACACGCUGCUCUGUCAACUGAGAUCACAACUUCCUAAGCCAGCAGUUAGAUACUUGACAAUGCAUUCACCAACACAAUGGGCAACCUCCUCCUAAAAAUAGUUAGGCACAACAAAAAUGCAUGUACAGAGGAUGUGCGCAAGUUUUCCCUUGCACUCCAUUUUUACUCAGCAAAGGUGUAAAGCUUUCUGCGGAAGCAUGUCAAGCUACCACACCCAAGCACCCUGUGGAAAUGGGCAGUGGUGGUGGAUGCACAACCAGGAUUCACCCAGCAGUCCUUCGAAAAAGUCGCACAGUAAGCCCAAAAGGGACGUCUUUUCGUCAGCCUCACGGUCGUCGAGAUGGGCAUAAAAAGCCAAACAGACUAGGAUGAUGAAGAGGUUGUCGGGUACUGCGACCUGGGUCACGGCAUCAUCCGCAACGACUGCGUCACCUCUGCAAAGCAUGCACUUGUUAGCCAACAGAAACUGGAACAUCCCCCUGGGCUACGCCCUCAUUGAUGGUCUGGACGGCAACGUUCAUGCCAACCUGGUACGGGAGUAAUCAUCAAACUGAAGGAAGCUGGAGCCGAGUGCAUAAGUGUGACCUUUGACAGGACAAACCACAGCAUUACCAUGCUCACAGUGCUCGGAGUGCACUUUGCUCAGAUGCUGAAGAGGUUGUUCAGCAAUCCAUCGGACCCCACCAGCAGGCUCCACGCUGUCUUGCGACGCCACAUGCUAAAGCUCAUGCGCAACCAGCUGGACGAAAGAGGGUGCAUCAGAGAUGGGGCAGGUAGGGUCGUGGCCUGGCUCUGAACAACCUGCAGCAGCAAGAAGGCCUUCACGUAGCCAAUAGGCUCCGAAAGCAGCACAUGCUUAGACCAUGACCUAAAGGUAGGGAUUCCCCAUUGCAGCACCUCCACUUUUAAUGCCACUUUUCUACCCCAGACCUCCAUUGAUUGGAAUCGCCUUCCCACACAUAUAGUCUCAAUAACUAACACUGUUGAUUUUAAAAAUGUUAUUACCAACUUUUUCUAGAUGUUGCAUAGUGUGUGUUUUUUUGUUGUUGUUUUUUGCCUCGCUUAACUAUGCAUCUUUUAUGUGUUAACCGCCCACUCCCCUCUGUAUUGCUUUCGUGCCCUGAGGGAAUAAUAAAUGAAAUGAAAUUGACUUUGAGAGACAAAAGAUGAAGGUGCCAUUGUCAGCCCAAACCUUGAGCUGGUCCGUCAGCUGUGCCUUGUGUUGAAGCCACUGCUUCAACACCAACUUGUUGCCCCAAAUUCGGGGGAACUGCCCCAUGGAGCGAACCGACGUCAUCAGCUUUGAAACCACGCCAACCAUUGGCCAAAUGUCAACUAAAAUUCCCUUUCCCAAGUGAAGCCGAUUUCUGAUGGAUUAUGCUCCCAUUGGCCGGUGCACGUCAUCAAGGAACGCAGCUCCUAUUGGCUCUUGUUCUUCGUAAUUCCAAAAAAAGCCACCAGAGAAGCCCUCUCCAUGGCGGCGCAGCGCACGCAGCAGCGCGGCCGCCGGUAGGAGGAUGGAGUGGAGGCUGCAGAGCCAACAGAGCCCGUCCGGGCUGAUUCCAGAGAGGUCGCAUGGCCGAGCUCAGCGCGGCGCGGCCACUUCACGAAAGCGCGCGCGCUAGGCCGUCUGCCGGCGAAACGUGGCCGUCCACGCCACUACGCCGCAGACGAACUAAGGAAGCGGAAGAACGACAUUUAUGCUUUCGCAUUCACAACUCGUAAGAAGUGUUUUUUUUUGUGUGUGUUCUUUUGCCGCAGCUCCUCAGACACAUGUAGGUCUGGAAAUAAAGAUUAUUUAUAUUAUUAACUCACGCA